AUGGUCUACUCAUGGUAUUUUUAUUUAAAGCAGCGACAGCUCCAGCGAUACAUAGCUGCUGCAGCAGCAGCAGCAGCAGCAGCUGCUGCUGCUGUUGUAGCAGCAGCAGCAGCAGUGAUACAUAGCAGCAGCAGCAGCUGCUGCAGCCGCAGCAGCGGCAGCAGCAGCAGCAGCAGCAGCACGUUGAAGCAGCGACAGCUCAAGCGAUACAUAGCUGCUGCUGCUGCAGCAGCAGGUGCUGCUGCUGCAGGAGAUAGAGCUGCUGCAGCAGAAGAAGCAGCAGAAGCAGCAGCAGCAGCUCCUGCAGCACCAGGAACUGCAGCAGCAGCAACUGCUGCAGCAGCAGCAGCAGAUACAACAGCAACUGCAGCAGCAGGUGCAGCAGCAACUGCAGCAGCAGAUAUAGCAACAACAGCAGCAGCAGCAGCAGCAGCAGCAACAGCAACAAUUGGAGGAGUGCUGCUGCAACUAGCGACACCACCAAUGCUUCAUAGACAGCAGCAGCUGCAGCAGCAGCUGCAGCAGCAGCAGCAGCAGCACUACUGCUGCAGCAGCUGCAGCAGCAGCAGCAAAUACACUUUGUUGUAUAUAGGAGCAGCAGCAGCAGCAGCAGCAGCAGCAGCAGCAGCAACAUCUGCCGCUCCUAAUUGUCACAGCAGCUUCACAAGGCUGCGCAUUCUGCUGCUGCAGCAGCGGCAGCAGCAGCAGCAGCAACUGCAGCAGCAGCUGCAGCAGCUGAUGCUGCCGCAGGGAAUAGAGGCAUCGGGAUACCCGAGACAGCCGCAGAAGAAAAAAUAG
Molecule: messenger RNA, 798 nt
Organism: Eimeria mitis
Lineage: Eukaryota; Apicomplexa; Conoidasida; Eucoccidiorida; Eimeriidae
Exons: 2
Coding region: 1-798 (265 amino acids)
Molecular function (GO): ice binding
Source: RefSeq, a predicted model, not a curated record